CGGAAGUAGACGGGACCACCAACUGGGAGGCUUUGGGGUCGGGCCCUGGGGCCUGCAGCCACCAUGCCUGUCACUGGGAAGACUUUCCGCCGGCGUCGGGCCGAGUCGGAGUCUGAUGAGGACGAUCAGGACUCGGAGGAGGUCCGACUAAAACUGGAAGAAACCCGAGAGGUACAGAAUUUGAGGAAGAGGCCUAAUGGGGUGAGUGCUGUGGCCUUGCUCGUGGGGGAGAAGGUGCAAGAAGAGACCACUUUAGUGGAUGACCCCUUCCAGAUGAAGACAGGUGGCAUGGUGGAUAUGAAGAAGCUAAAGGAAAGGGGCAAAGAUAAGAUCAGUGAAGAGGAAGAUCUGCACCUUGGGACAUCGUUCUCUGCAGAGACCAACCGUAGGGACGAGGAUGCUGACAUGAUGAAAUACAUCGAGACGGAGCUGAAGAAGCGGAAGGGGAUUGUGGAGCAGGAGGAACAGAAGGCAAAGCCUCGAAAUGCCGAGGACUGUCUGUACGAGCUACCUGAGAACAUCCGUGUAGCAUCAGCCAAGAAAACAGAGGAAAUGCUGUCCAACCAGAUGCUCAGCGGCAUCCCCGAGGUGGACCUGGGCAUUGAUGCCAAGAUCAAGAACAUCAUUUCCACAGAGGAUGCUAAAGCCCGGCUGCUGGCUGAGCAGCAGAACAAGAAGAAGGACAGUGAAACAUCCUUUGUGCCCACUAACAUGGCCGUCAACUACGUGCAGCACAACCGCUUUUAUCAUGAGGAACUCAAUGCCCCCAUCCGGAGAAACAAGGAGGAGCCCAAAGCACGGCCCUUGAGAGUGGGUGACACAGAGCGACCGGAACCCGAGCGGUCCCCGCCUAAUCGCAAGCGGCCUGCCAAUGAGAAGGCCACAGACGAUUACCACUAUGAGAAGUUCAAGAAGAUGAACCGGCGCUACUGAUGAUGGCACCAGCAAGCAGCCAGAGAUGGGGAUGUCUGGGCAGAUGUGGCCCCUGUUGUGGAUAGGAUCCCAGGCAGGAGCCCGGACUAUUCGGCCUGACAGUGCCACCACUCAGCUGCUCUGGGCACUGAAUAUGGAAACCUUUGCAGAUGAGACUGUAAUUUUCUGACGAGGUCCAAAUUCUAUUCUUGCAAGUGUCACUAAAUGGUUUGUACAGAA
Suncus etruscus (white-toothed pygmy shrew) is the source of this 1152-nucleotide messenger RNA. It is a transcript of the gene C5H9orf78, whose product is annotated as chromosome 5 C9orf78 homolog. The record is from RefSeq and is a predicted model, not a curated record. Gene Ontology annotation, biological process: mRNA splicing, via spliceosome. Gene Ontology annotation, cellular component: spliceosomal complex. The transcript is spliced from 9 exons. NCBI's taxonomy places the organism in Eukaryota, Metazoa, Chordata, Mammalia, Eulipotyphla, Soricidae. The coding region runs from base 64 to 933 and encodes 289 amino acids.